Messenger RNA from Calypte anna (Anna's hummingbird), 2965 nucleotides. Its product is annotated as ankyrin repeat and SOCS box protein 13. Gene Ontology annotation, biological process: protein ubiquitination; positive regulation of protein catabolic process; intracellular signal transduction. Gene Ontology annotation, molecular function: protein binding. The record is from RefSeq and is a predicted model, not a curated record. Bases 93 to 929 code for a protein of 278 amino acids. The transcript is spliced from 7 exons. Lineage: Eukaryota; Metazoa; Chordata; Aves; Apodiformes; Trochilidae.
CAGACAGCUCCAGCCCUGAUCCCGGCCCAGAUCCCGGCCCAGAUCCCGGUCCUGCUGUGCCGGAGCCGGGUUCGGGCUGAGUUCCCAGGGCCAUGGAGAGUCCGGGGAGCGGAGAUUCCCUGCGGGGAGAGAUCGGCUUUUGGGCUGACCGAACCCCAGUUCAUGAAGCAGCCAGGAGGGGAGAAAUCCUGCAGCUGCAGCAGCUGAUAGAGAACGGAGCCUGCGUCAACGCCGUCACCUAUGACUCUAUCACCCCCUUGCACGAGGCCAGCCUGAGGGGACAGACCCAGUGUGUCAAACUCCUGCUGGCUGCAGGGGCCCAGGUGGAUGCCAGGAACAUUGAUGGCAGCACUCCCCUCUGUGAUGCCUGUGCCUCUGGCAGCAUAGAGUGUGUGAAGGUCCUGCUGUCCCAUGGGGCCAAGGUCAACCCUCCCCUCUACACUGCAUCCCCUCUCCAUGAAGCCUGCAUGAAUGGUAGCUCAGAGUGUGUGCAGCUCCUCAUUGAUGUUGGUGCAAACUUGGAGGCUCAUGACUGUCACUUUGGGACACCCCUACACGUGGCUUGUGCCAGGGAGCAUCUGGACUGUGUGAAGCUGCUGCUCAAGGCAGGGGCAAAUGUCAACGCUGCCAAACUUCAUGAGACAGCCCUUCACCAUGCAGCCAAAGUGAAAAAUGUGGAUCUGGUGGAGAUGCUGAUUGAAUUUGGAGGCAACAUUUAUGCAAGGGACAACAGAGGCAAGAAACCAUCAGAUUACACCUGGAGCAGCAGCCCUGCAGCAAAGUGCUUUGAGUACUAUGAAAAAACUCCUCUGAGUUUGUCACAGCUCUGCAGGGUGACAGUGAGGAAAGCAGCCGGGCAGCGAGCUCUGGAGAAGAUUUCCAAGCUCAAUAUUCCUCCAAGAUUGAUCCAGUACCUGUCCUACAACUGAAGGUGGCCAAGAAGGACAAUACCUUUAGCUCCUGCAGUAGGAAGUAUCUGUUUCUUUCUCUUCUACCUCCCCCCACCCCUUGCCAAACCUUAAGAAAUUCAUUUUAAUUUAAGCAAACUGGUGUAAAUAGUAUUUAUGAGGCAGCACCUCACAGCCCUUCCUCUUCUCCUUGGGUAAGGAGGCUCAGGCAAGGUGUAGCAACAGCUGGGUGUUGUCACCUCUCCUGGGGUGACCUGCUGGGGCUCCAAGCUGUAGCACUUGUCCUUCCAAGAGGAUGAAUUUUGCCUCUUUUGACCUCUCUCUGACCCGAAGGCAUCUCCUGAUGAUCUCUCCAGGCUCCCUUUGCAGUCAGUGAAGGGAAAGAAGAGACUUGUGGAGCAGAAUUUCCUCUGGCCUUUUCUAAUGCUGGGAUGACACAGGAUCCUCCAGGAAUGUUUUGUCUCCUCUGACUGCAAAGGGAUUUAGAGGUGAUGCCCUUGGAUAUGGGUGCCUGUGGCCCUACAGUGGGAGCUCUGGAUCCCACCCCUGCUUUAAUCACUCAAGUGACAACUGUCUCAUGCCAAGGGACAAAGCUGGAGAGGCCUGUGUGCUCUAGCUGGAGGCAGAAUUAAGUCCCCAGCAAGCUCAGGACUCUAAUUAGAGGCACUGCAGCUGGUGUCUGGCUUUCCAUGGGUAUCAGCAAGCUUUGGCUUGACACCAGCAGGGAGGACAAAUUGCUGCCAGCUCAGGGUUGGCUUUGCCCAUUGCUCCUUCCUCUCUGAAGAUGAACCUUUAGGCUAUCCCCACCUCUCAUUUUUUCAGCCCGAGCAAGAAGAAGGUCUCUCUGCUGCUUCCCUCCAGGUGGCUGGUCCCCAAAUCUUUUCUUUCUCCACUUGCUCUGAGCCACCCUGGCCACAACCUUGGUUUUCUGUGCAAGAAGUGAUGGGGCUGCUGCCUGAAGCACCACGAGGUCCCGUCCUUUGUGGAGCAGCUCCCCAUGGUGGACACCCACCCCUGAAAGGCAGUGGGAAGGUUGGGUUCUGGUUUUUUUGAGGUUUUUAAGGUUUUAUUUAUCCCCCUUUGGAGUUCCUCUCUCUCAAUCUUGGAGCCUCUUCAGAGGUUGGCAAUGGGAACCAACCCAUUGGGGAAACCUUCCAGGUGAGCCCUUAAAGUGUUUUCUGAAGGUAAUAACCUGGAAUUUCUGGAAUUUCUGGAAUUUCUGGAAUUCCAAGGGGUUGGAGCUCCCCCAUGGCAAGUCUGGAACAAAUUCCUUCUCUGAAUGAUGGCAAAUGUUAGAAAAUCUGCUGACUCCAGGCUCUCAGCAUCCAUCCUGCUGUCAGCUCCUCCUUGAGAGCAAGUGGUGACUUCUUGGCUCCCUGCAAGACCCUUCCUGGGGCUCAGCCUCAGGAAGGAGGGGGGAAAAAAAAUAAAGGUUAAAGAGCUGAGGUGGAACUGAAUGCACUUUAAUGGUGACCAGCAAAACACUUUGGAUUUUAAUUUUUAGAUAGGUUUGUGUGUGUGUGUGUGUCCCACCCCUUUGUUGUUUUGUUGUGGGGUUUUUUUUGGGUUUGGUUUGGGUUUUUUUUUUUGGUUUUUUUUUUUUUUGCUGUGCUGUAUCCUCUGGGAUGGGAAGAUUUUUGAGCUCCUGCUCUUUGGGGGAUUGUCUCUUUUUAAUUCUGCUUUCUGUGUUUCAAGUAUCAGAAAUGUGAAAUUGCCAAGAAGCUCAGGGAAGCCCUAGAGAUGUUUGCUGUGGGGAUCCAGUCCUGGGAUUUGACAGGAUGAAGGUUUGGUUUUGUCUCCUUCCAGGAAAGCUUCCAACCUGCAUGUCCUUACAGAUAAAUACAUGUUAGGAGAGUGCACCCUGCCUACCCUGGGGUGCAAACAACCUUCCCUUUUGGUUCAAAUUCAAAUCCCUGAUUCAGUUGCUUUUUUUUUUGUUUGUUUUGUUUUGUUUUAAUGUUGCCUAAGCUGGUGAAAGAAUAAAAUCCAAAGUUUCCAAUGUAAAAACAAAAAGACUCCUUGAACCAACUGACAAUAAAAUUUCAAGUUCCUAUUUA